This is a messenger RNA of Vanessa atalanta (red admiral), 4091 nucleotides long. RefSeq names its product putative phosphoenolpyruvate synthase. Gene Ontology annotation, molecular function: kinase activity; ATP binding. The transcript is spliced from 23 exons. Gene Ontology annotation, biological process: phosphorylation. Lineage: Eukaryota; Metazoa; Arthropoda; Insecta; Lepidoptera; Nymphalidae. The record is from RefSeq and is a predicted model, not a curated record. The coding region runs from base 59 to 4012 and encodes 1317 amino acids.
GGUUUGCUUCGCUAACCUUCAACAAUUUACUAUCAGAGUUGAUAUUACGAUCAUUUUCAUGGAUUUAAUUGAUAUAUUACUUCAAGCCGGUUUGUUUACUGCCGCUGUAGUUGUUUACUUGAUAUUCAUACGAAAGUCUUCAAAUAGGAGAGGAUUUUAUCGAGAACCGGGAUGGAAUUACCCUUUGAAAUUAAUCCUGGCGCGAUACGCCGUCAAACGUUGGAAGUCGCAAUUACCAAAGAAUAAUUUGUAUGAGACCCCUCGGCCUAAUCAGACCGAGGGUUGUGAUGAGAUUUCAUUACGGGCUUCUGCACCGGAUGGUUCAGCGGUACUGUUGGGUAUACGUAAACUGUGUGGAAGAAAACCUAUUGCAGAGGUCACCGUUCAUAUUAAGUUAGCAGAUGGGAGUUGUUAUAAGCUGUUAGAACAUCCACAAACAGCAGUCAGCGAAUGGGUGCCUAUGGAUAAGGGAUGGAGCGCGGGUGGACUAAAAAUACAAGUGACGAAACAUCUGGAUCACUUAAGAAUUAUUUACAAUGGCAUACUAAGAAGAACCGAGGAUAACAAAACGCAGCAUGUGAAAUUUAAUCUUUUAUGGGCGUCCGCAACGAGUGUGGUACAACAUCCGAAAGAUUGGAGCGAACAGCUUGCGGCGGAAACUCUGAGUCUAGAACGCUGGCGAGACGGAAACUGGUCAAAAUUGUUAAACAGUUGUGGUAAGGGUUCUGGUAGCUGGAUGCAGUGGGGUGCAUUGCAAGGUCGUUUUCAAUCAUUCAAUGCUGAUGGAGUAAUCGAAAGAAAUGAAUAUCUUCGUUUAAGAGGAGUCAGAGAGAGAAGUUGGGCACUUAGUUAUAAAGAAAUAAGACGUACUAUCACUGUGACAGUGGCAGCCCGAGACGGAACAGCCGUUCAAAUACGAGGAGUAUCUUAUCAUAAUAAUUUUACACAAUGCAUUUCAGGAAGCGUGAGAUUACCAAAUUUUAUGGUGAAAAGUGUAACUUCAUCGGAUUUAAUUAUGUCAGAUUUUUGUGAGAAUGCGAAUGGAAUACCUAAUACGUACACAAUUAACGUAAGCACUACAAAUGAUCGCAACUUAAAAGUAAUCCUUCGGAUUAAUAAAGACGAGGGGCGCUUUAUCUCAGGUCCGGAUCAGCACGAGAUAGUAUAUCGUACAGUCAAUGUCAGUAUCAACGGCGAACACGGCACUGGUAUUCUAGAGUUGGGAUAUGAAACAUUAGCUCCUAAUCCGGUGAACCAUCUCAAGCCAUUGCCUGUUUUGAAGUGUCUGACCGAGAAGGAGGCGGGCGAAGCUGGUCACUGUGCCUCGUUCGAAGAGAGCGCCGCGUUUUGUACCAACUAUGUGGGGGGCAAGGGUGCCUCACUCGCACUCUUAGCUUCAGUACAAACAGAAGAGGGAUACCGCGUACCUCCAGGGUUUUGUAUUACGACUAAAGCUUUCAACAAACAUUUAGAAGCCAAUCCUGAUCUCAAAAAAGCGAUUAGUGAAAUUGAAGCUGAUAAUGACAACUAUGAGGAAACUAAGUUUAAGGAAAAAUGUGAGAAGGCGUAUAAUCUAUUUAUUUCUACGGCAAUAGUUGAAGAUGUAAAGGAUAGUAUAUUGAUCUAUCUUAGUGAAUUGAAAAAGAAAGCUACUGCCCAAAAUCUCGGAGACAAACUAAGAUUCGCAGUAAGAUCGUCGGCGGUCGGUGAAGACAGCGAAGCGCUAUCCGCUGCUGGACAGAAUGAUACGAUUCUUGGUUGUGUGAGCGAUGACGACGUGCUGCGUGGAGUGCAACGGUGCUGGGCGUCCAUGUUCGCAUUCACAAGUGCAUACUAUCGCCGACAAAACGGUCAAGUGUGUGAAUGUGCGGGUGGCGUGGUGGUGCAAGUGCUGGUGGCACCACGUACGGCCGGCGUCAUGUUCACAGCGCAUCCGCAGCAGGGCGACCCCACCAGGCUGCUGCUCACCGCCAAUUACGGCCUGGGAGAGAGUGUGGUGUCGGGAUCCGUGGAACCAGACACGGUUAUUGUGAGGCGCGAGUUAGACGGGACACUCUCAAUAGCACAGCUCAAUCUUGGGUCGAAAACCCACAAAGUUACUACGAGCGAAAAUGGCGUUACUACGACAAACGUAUCUGAGCACGAAAAAAAUAUGCCUUGCUUGUCCGAGUCUGAGAUAUUCAGAUUGGCUCGGUUGGGCAUAUCCCAAGAGAAACUGUGGGGCGUUGCAAGAGAUAUAGAAUGGGCGAUAUACAAUGAUGAUAUAUUUUUGCUUCAAGCGCGACCGAUCACUUCUCUAGAGCGAUGGACAGAAGAGGAACUCUUACAUGAACUUGACUUUCCUAUUAUGGCCGAUGAUGAACUAGUCACGUUCGCUAACACUGGCGAGGUCCUACCGAAGCCACUCACAGCAUUAAGUUAUGACGUUGUAUUUUCACCACUCGAAAAAGGCGUGAGCUCUUUGAUACGAACGAACGGUGACGGCUAUGAUAAGAAUAUUAUUGUUACACAUGGCAGGUGUGCUUUGGCGUCAUAUAAUGCAGUGUACCGCCGAGUACCAAAGAAGAUGGAUGUGAAUAUUCGCAUGUUAGAAAUGGCAAUACACGGCCACAAGGUGGCGGACGAAGAGAUUUUCAACACAGCCUUGCAAAGAAGGCGACCUCAACUCACGGAUAAACUUUUCGUUAUAUUUGAUAUGUUGAAGACUUUAACAACUUCAAAAUGGGUCAUGGAUGAGACGAUCAAGAGCGUUAACGUUAUGAACCUCAAUGUGGAUACAGAUGACCCUAUUGUAUUAUUAGAUACCAUUAUUGGAGUAGAGGGCGACAUGUACCAGUACAUGAAAAACCACGGCUCCACGAGCUGUGCGAGUACAUUCAGUCAAUUCAUUGCUAUGACAGUUUUGUUAGAAGGAAAAUCAGAUUUUACACCCGAAGAAUGCAAUGAAAUUAGUACGUUGCUUAGUUCAGGAGAUGUUCUGUCGGCUGAAGUACCAAAUGAACUCGAUAAAUUAGUUCGAAAACUGGACAAACUUGGAAGGUUACAAGAAUUCAGAGAACAAAAUCCUCAAAAUGCUUUAACUUGGUUAAAAAACAAUGUUCCAAGGGUUUACAAUGAUGUCUGUAACUUUUUGGAUCAACACGGCCACAGAGCUAUCAUGGAAUUUGAUCUAUCAACAAAACCAUGGUCAUUGGUACCAGAAGAUUUAAUGAAAGUGCUCAUGCAAAUGCGUCCAUCAAAGGGAGACGUACAACAGAAGAUUAGUGAUGACAUUAUAGCUUCUCUAAAGACUCCAAAAAAAUCAAGCACGAGAUCCGUGCUGCGCUGGGUGGUGCCGCUAUGCCAUCGCGCAGUGCGGCACCGCGAGGCCACCAAGGCGCACUUGAUCCUCGCCGUCCACAAGCUGCGGUUGGCGACGCGGCGGCUCGCGCGUCUGCUAGAGCGUCGCUGGCUACUGCCACGCGCAGACCUCAUCUACUACUUCAGGGUGCACGAACUCCGAGAAUAUGUGGCAACGAGGGAUCCUGUCUUACUGAGAAAAGCAAUUCAACGACAUCAGUUCUAUCCGUCGUGGUGCAAACUGAAAUUUUCCGAAAUUCACAAGGGCUGGCCAAAACCUCUUACCUUUGAAGGUCCAAAAAUUACUACUGGCGAAGUGAAAUUGAAAGCUACUUCCGUAUGCGGAGGGGAUGUUAUUGCGAGAGCUUGCGUCAUAAGAGAUCUUUCAGAGAUAAGCACACUGCAACAGGGCGACGUAUUAAUAACACAUUCUACGGAUAUAGGAUGGUCACCCUACUUCCCCUUGUUAUCGGGAAUCAUUACGGAGCUUGGAGGACUCAUUUCACACGGAGCAGUCAUAGCCCGCGAGUAUGGUUUGCCUUGUAUUGUGGGCGCCACGAACGCCACGGAGCUUUUCAAAACCGGGGAUAAGAUUCGACUAUCUGGUUUCGAGGGAGUUGUAGAAAAGGUCAGUGUUUUGGAUGAAGCCGAAAGCAACACGAAGAAAGUGUGAUAUUUUAAAAAUUAGACACCUCAAAUAGGUUUCUAUACUUAUGUUACUCUACGGAAUACAUUGACAUUUAUGUGAAUCA